Molecule: messenger RNA, 864 nt
Organism: Bipolaris zeicola 26-R-13
Lineage: Eukaryota; Fungi; Ascomycota; Dothideomycetes; Pleosporales; Pleosporaceae
Exons: 4
Coding region: 1-864 (287 amino acids)
Biological process (GO): formaldehyde catabolic process
Cellular component (GO): cytosol
Molecular function (GO): S-formylglutathione hydrolase activity
Source: RefSeq, a predicted model, not a curated record
AUGUCUUUCGAAACUACCGCCACCAUUGCCUCCUUUGGGGGCAAGCUUCUCAAGCUUAAGCACAAGUCUGCAAGCACAAACACAGACAUGGAGCUGAACAUGUUCCUACCGCCGCAAGCGCUCAAGUCUGGCGCAAAAGUGCCUGUACUCUUCUACCUCUCAGGACUCACAUGUACUGGCAACAAUUGCUCAGAAAAGGGCUUCUUCCAGCACGGCGCAGCUCAGCACGGCAUUGCCGUGGUAUAUCCCGACACUUCACCAAGGGGUCUCCAGAUUGCGGGCGAGGAUGAGUCGUGGGACUUUGGCACUGGCGCAGGCUUCUACGUAGACGCUACUAAGGAUCCGUGGUCAAAGGGCUACAACAUGUACUCGUACAUUACCAAGGAACUUCCCGAUGCGCUCUUUUCCUCUUUCCAAGAGCUGGAUUCUAGCAGAGUUAGCAUCACAGGUCACAGCAUGGGAGGUCAUGGCGCGUUGACACUGUUCCUCAAGAACCCCGGCAAGUACAAGUCCGUCUCCGCGUUCGCACCCAUUGCCAAUCCGAUCAACUGUCCAUGGGGUCAGAAGGCAUUCAAAGGAUACUUUGGCGAGGAUCAGCAACAAAAGUGGAAAGAGCACGAUGCCUCUGAGCUUGUAAAGCAGUGGAAGGGUCCUCUAGAGAUCCUCAUUGAUGUUGGUACCGGAGACAACUUUUACAAGCAAGGGCAGCUGCUACCAGAGAACUUUUUGGCGGCGGCCAAGGAAGCUGGCAACGACAAAGGCAUUCAGCUCCGCAUGCAGCCCGACUAUGACCACAGUUACUACUUCAUGGCAUCAUUCGCUGACGAGCAUGUUGCUUGGGCGGCAAAGCAUUUGGGAGCGUAG